Molecule: messenger RNA, 1948 nt
Organism: Maylandia zebra (zebra mbuna)
Lineage: Eukaryota; Metazoa; Chordata; Actinopteri; Cichliformes; Cichlidae
Gene: uqcrc1
Product: ubiquinol-cytochrome c reductase core protein 1
Cellular component (GO): mitochondrion
Molecular function (GO): metal ion binding
Source: RefSeq, a predicted model, not a curated record
CCCUUCGACAGAUCCAAUCUAGCACCAACCGAACAGCCGAGACUGCCUUCUGUAACCGUACGAAGAAAUGGCUGCGUCCGUAUGCCGAGUGGGGAGCACUGUGGGUCGAGCCCUUGCCAAAACCCACAGACCCAUCCUGCUGUCCUUGAGGCGUGGACAGGCCUCAGUAAGCUAUGCCCAGAGUCUGUCAGGAGCCCCUGAAACCCGUCUUACUACACUGGACAAUGGUUUGAGGGUUGCGUCUGAGGAGACUGGACAUGCUACAUGCACUGUUGGACUGUGGAUCGGUGCAGGCAGUCGCUACGAGAGUGAGAAGAAUAAUGGAGCAGGCUUUUUCCUGGAGCACAUGGCUUUCAAGGGAACCAAGAAGCACCCACAAACAGCCCUUGAGCAGCAGGUGGAGUCUAUGGGUGCUCACUUGAGCGCCUACACCUCCCGGGAGCACACUGCAUACUAUAUGAAGACCCUGACCAAAGACCUGCCUAAAGCUGUUGAGCUGCUGUCAGAAGUCGUGCAGAGCUGCUCCCUUAACGAGGCUGAAAUCGAGCAGCAGCGGAGCGUGGUCCUGCGUGAGUUGGAGGAAGUUGAGAGCAACCUGCAGGAAGUUUGCCUGGACCUGCUGCAUGCCACAGCCUUCCAGGGGACUGCUCUGGGACACAGUGUGCUGGGCCCCUCCAGCAGUGCCAGGAAUCUGACCCGCCAGGAUUUAGUGGAUUACAUCAACAGCCACUAUAAAGCUCCUCGCAUGGUGCUCGCUGCUGCUGGAGGUGUGAGCCACGACGAGCUGGUUGGUUUGGCCAAGUCUCACUUCAGUGGAGUGUCUUUUGAGUACGAGGGAGAUGCUGUCCCUGUGUUAUCACCCUGCCGGUUUACUGGCAGUGAGGUCCGUAUGCGUGACGAUGCUUUUCCCUUGGCACACAUUGCCAUCGCCGUGGAGGGUGCUAGUGCUGCUAGUCCAGACAUCGUGCCUCUUAUGGUGGCCAACGCCAUCAUCGGCAGCUAUGACCUUACCUACGGUGGUGGAAAGCACCUGAGCAGCCGCCUGGCUCGCCUGGCGGUGGAGGAUAACCUCUGUCACAGCUUCCAGGCCUUCCACUCCUCUUACAGCGACACUGGCCUGCUGGGCAUUUACUUUGUGGCCGAUAAGAACAACAUCGACGACAUGAUGCACUGGUCCCAGAAUGCCUGGAUGAAUCUGUGCACCACAGUGACAGAGAGUGAUGUCGCCAGAGGCAGGAAUGCUCUGAAGGCUAGCCUGGUUGGACAGCUCAAUGGAACAACACCAAUCUGUGAUGACAUUGGCAGACACAUUUUGAACUACGGCCGGCGUAUUCCUAUAGCAGAGUGGGAUGCUCGGAUUGAUGCUGUGACCCCCAAGAUGGUGCGUGACAUCUGCUGCAAAUACAUUUACGAUAAGUGUCCUGCUGUGGCUGCUGUCGGCCCCAUUGAGCAGUUACCGGACUACAACAGAAUGCGCAGUGCCAUGUACUGGCUGAGGUUCUAAGAUGAUUAGUUAUGUGUCUCUUCUUCCUCACCCUUACUUCACCUUCCUCCCCUUAUCUCUGCGAGAGUAAACAGUGGAUUCUCCACAUGUUGGUGUGUCAGCAAAGGCAGCCAUCCAACCUCUGCUUCCCGUUUUUGUCCAACCAGCUCAUUAACAGUAGCCAUCAGGGGGCAGCCAAUCUGCAUAUUUUGUCUUUAAAUUGCGUUCUGGUUACAUAUUGAUUGUACUGCACAGGUACUGCUCACCUUAUACUGAUUUAUAAAGGGAACAGAGGGCUGACUUGAACAUUGAAUAAUUAUCAGUGUGACAUAAUAUGGUCAGUACUGAAUAUCACCAGAUGGAGCAAGAGUAUAUUUAUAAUUUCUGUAACAUUUGUUUCUGUCCACUAUUGUACAUAACAGAAGCUCUCAUUCCAACAAAAAUUAAAAAAAAAACUGUAAAAUA